AUGUCAAAUCCCCCCACCAGUCUCUUCGCAAGCAUCCUCACCAAGGCGAUCUUUAUCUUCACGGUCAACAUGAGCACCAACACCUCGGUCACGCCCUUCCCCGGCGUGUUCACUUCCAGUGUCACUCCUGCCGAUCUUCCUUGGGAUACGUACAACUACUGCAACGCCCCUCACGUCAACGCCAAGCACUACGAACGACCUCCUCAAGCCAAGGAUGCCAAGCUCGUCUUUGUCAACGUCGUGCAACGUCACCACAAGCGCACACCGGAUAACCUCUAUCCGAACGAGAACGUCUUCAACCCGGCUACGGGCUGGGACUGCUCCAACUACCAGCAGAUCUCGUACGGUGUGGGAGCCAACCAAGAUGCCAACCUGCAAGGCCAUGGAAUCUACCGCAAGAUAGAGAACCCUUCGUGGCACCCGCUCAACAGCAUCAUCUGGAACGGAACGUGCGAUCAAGGCAUGUUGACCGCCGACGGUCUGCGGGACAGUAUCCAGCACGGCCGCGACUUCUGGUCUGUGUAUGGACCUUACGGAAGCAACCCUCUGUUGCGCCAGGGAAUCAACCAGCGUGAUGUGUACUUCCGCACGUCGAACAGCGAUCGCACGUACCAGGUCUCUGGCGGUCUGCUCGAGGGCAUGAACGGCUGGACUUCGCCUGGCAACUUCCCUGUGCAUACGCAGCCGAGCAACAUGGACGACAUUGUGCCCAACUACUCGUGUGGCUACGCCAACGGCUUCCGCAGCUGCGAGCAGUCGCUGCCUGCGUGGAACAACCACCUGAGCAACAAGACGUCGCUGUUUGCCGCGCUGAACAGCGUGGUAGGCACUGCGAGCCAGAGCGGCUGGAACAGCUGGAUCGACCACCACUUUGAUGCGAUGGCUUCGCGCCAGUGUCACGGCCACGACCUGCCCAAGAAUCCGGCUACGGGCCAGAGCAUCUCGCAGGACCUCGCCAACCAGGCGUACAACGAAGGCCACUGGGAGUACGACUACAUUUGGAACUCGGGCGCGGGCGCCGACGACUAUGUCAAGUACGGCUUUGGCGUAUUUGUGCAAGAGCUCAGCAGGAACCUCAAGGCCUUUGCUAAUGGCGAGGACACGCACAAGUUGAAGUGGUACGUUGGACAUGACGGCACCAUGGUUAGGCUGUACAAGAGCCUGGGUCUGGCUGGGCAGUUCAAGUGGCCCGCCAUGGGAUCCGAGGUGGUCAUCGAGGUCUACGAGCAAAAGGGCCAGCACUACAUUCGCAUUCUGAAGGACGGAAAGACGAUGCAGACUGUGAACAAGGAUCUGGUCUCGGAUGGUCAGAGUGGGAUCGCUUGGACCCCGCUCAAUAAGCUGACUGCUUACCUGGAUUCGAGGGUGCCCAACGACAUUUACUCCAAGUGUGUGCUCGGAAAGUAG
This is a messenger RNA of Sporisorium graminicola, 1407 nucleotides long. RefSeq lists its product as uncharacterized. Bases 1 to 1407 code for a protein of 468 amino acids. NCBI's taxonomy places the organism in Eukaryota, Fungi, Basidiomycota, Ustilaginomycetes, Ustilaginales, Ustilaginaceae. The record is from RefSeq and is a predicted model, not a curated record. The transcript has a single exon. Gene Ontology annotation, molecular function: phosphatase activity. Gene Ontology annotation, biological process: dephosphorylation.